UCGAUGCCUUUUUCCUCCCCCCAAAAAAAAAAAGAAAGUCCAAAACCCAAAAAUAAAAUAAAAUUGAAACGGUAAAAAAGAGCAUUGGGAAAAGGAAACAAAUCAUUCCGUACCUAGUAAUUCAAAUUUUGGCUCCAAUUUAAGCCUUUCUCACUUCUCCUAAACAGCCAGCCAUGUCACUUCUCCAUUUAAAAUAAACAAAAUGUAAGAAAAUUUCCAGUGAACCGUUUUUGAAAUGGCGAUCUCAUCCAAGAAAAGCCCUGCUCUUUCUCCCGCAGAGAAAAGGGCACUGGAAAUCAAGAAAAAGGCACUGGAAAUCAAGAAAAAGUUUUUGCCUCCUAGUAAAACCAACAAGGUGGUAAAUGGAAAUAAAAAGAAGGUUCAAAUAUGCAUUGAAAAGAAGCCACAGAAACAGAGCUCUGUUGAUGCAAAUUCAUCCGCCAUGUUGCGAGCUGUACAAGUCCAAACAAAUUUACCUUGUCAAUUUCCUAGUUUUGUCAAGUAUAUGCUUCCUUCACAUGUCAGUGGGGGAUUUUGGUUGGGUUUCCCGAAGAAAUUUUGCUCUUGCCAUUUGCCAAAACAUGACGACAUUGUUGUUUUAAUCGAUGAAAAUGACAAAGAAUCUCCAACCAAGUACCUUGUUGAUAAGAAUGGAUUAAGUGGGGGUUGGAGAGGUUUCUCCAUUGCUCACAACCUUGUUGAAGGGGAUGUUUUGGUCUUCCAAUUGAUCCAACCCUCCAAAUUUAAGGUAUACAUAAUAAGAGAAAAUAGCUUGACAGAAAUUGAUGGUGCUAUUAGUCUUCUAAAUCUGGAUUUUCGUGCUAGACCAAUCAAAUCUGAUCAUGAUGAAGAGAUGAAAAUCUGUGAAGCAAAAGAGGAGAAAUACUUGGAGCCUCCUAUCCUAGAUAUUAAUCAAGAUGGCAAAAAAGAGGAAGCCAUGUUGUUACCAAACUCGGACCAUGGCCCUGUAACAGAUCAAUGUGGAAAUGAUAGCGAUAAUGGCUCUGAAGUUUUAGAAGGCAUUAGAUUUUCAGAAUCAAGAGUUGAAUUCAAAGAUGUGAAAGACUAUUCUGGUUUCAGCAUUCUUGUCGAUGGCCUGAUCAUCGACUCAGAGGUUCCUGCAUUGCACAUUCGGACCAAAUACUAUGGUCUUUGUCGCAGCCAAAAUUCAUUUCUCCAUGAUCAUUUACUUGGUGGCCUAAAUGUCAAGUUAGCUGCUGGAAUGAUUACUGAAACUGUGAACAUUGCUGAUGCCAUUAGAGCUUGUAAGAUAUCGACCCCUCGUGAUUAUCUUGAGACUUGGGACAAUACAUUGAAAGGGUUUGAGUGUUUAGGCAUGAAUGUUGGAUUUUUACGCGCAAGGCUAAGUAAGCUUGUUAGUUUGUCAUGUGAAUCAAAAGAUAUUCUUGCAUCAAAGAAAGUUGAGCUAGCUGAAGCAAAAGAGGAAAUGAGGAUUCUUGAAGUAAAGGUUUUGAAAGUGAAAGAGAUGAUAAAGAAUGUAGAUUCUGAAAUUGAGGCUUUAACAAAGAAAGAUGCAAACUUUGAGCUCAAUUUUAAGGCAUUGGCAACUGCUCCAUGGUGAAGAAAAAAUGGCCCUAAUUAAUAUUAGUGUAUAAUUGGUUUAACUUUUUGUAAAUGACUGACAAGCUUACUAUCUAGUAUGAAAUUAAAUAUUUAUUAGUUCGAA
Molecule: messenger RNA, 1687 nt
Organism: Solanum dulcamara
Lineage: Eukaryota; Viridiplantae; Streptophyta; Magnoliopsida; Solanales; Solanaceae
Product: B3 domain-containing protein Os01g0234100-like
Exons: 7
Coding region: 236-1582 (448 amino acids)
Molecular function (GO): DNA binding
Source: RefSeq, a predicted model, not a curated record